This is a messenger RNA of Daldinia loculata, 1310 nucleotides long. RefSeq lists its product as uncharacterized. The record is from RefSeq and is a predicted model, not a curated record. The transcript has a single exon. Bases 385 to 909 code for a protein of 174 amino acids. Lineage: Eukaryota; Fungi; Ascomycota; Sordariomycetes; Xylariales; Hypoxylaceae.
UCCAUGCCACUAUUCGGAUGAAGUAACGAGGUAACAUAAUUUUAGAGACUGACUCGAAUAGGGAUUCACCGUACUGCUGUCUCGUUAUACCAAGAGGAGUCAUGCUCUUCUGCGAUCCACGCCUUCAACACCUCUACUAACCCUACGUUAAUUUCUAUUUAAACCUCGUACUUUUCUAGACCUUCUGGUUUGUAGCACGUAGUAUAUCGAUAUUGGCCAUAACCCUUCGCGACACCCGGUCUCGAGAAGCUCGUCGAUUCCCAUCAACCUCAUUUCGCAAUCUGCAAGUGCAACUCUUUCCUAUCUCCUAGAGUUCCUUCGUUGGGUUACCAUUCGAUAAACUUACCAUACUCCUAUCGGGUAUUACCAUACCUGUCUGGCACUAUGGGGGCCGGCUUUGUGGCAUGUAUCAUCGCUUUUCCCAUCACCCUCUUAGGCCUCGAAGCAGGUGGAUACUCGUACUUUGCCGCGUUUGUCCACAAUGAGCUAACUCCAUACUUUACGGAGCAUGGUAUGGAGGCUCAGCUGAACGAUUCCCGUCUUGUGUUCACGUACCUCCUUAUCUCGGCCAUCUUUCUCUGGUGUUCGGUCUUGAGCAUGAUGCUGGGCUUGUGCUGCGGAACUGGGCGCGACUCGUACGGCCGCGAGCGCUCCGGGUUUACCUGCGGAUCUGGCUUGAGAGUAAUCAUAUCCUGCGCCUUCAUGCUCGCUAUGAUCAUCCUGGCAAGUCUGACAGUGCAACACGUCUGGGAAUGGUGGCAAUACUUCGAGGCGAACAACCUACAUCAUUUCGCGAGUAACUGUCACGGCUUGGCGGGGAUGAUCCUCGCGGUUCUCGUUCUUACUAUGAUAACCCUUAUCACUACGACUUUGUUGUACGCCUGCGAUUCUGAACGGCUACCCCGGUAAUAGGCAUAUGUCAAGAUUGGGAGUUGGGGGACUGGUGGUCGGCAUUCUUUGAAAUUUGCUAGUCAUCUGUAGACCCUGGGUUGGGAAGGUAAAGCGUUCGUCUGCUUGGCUGUUCCCAUCCCGUUAGAUACUCUAAUGAAUUGACGAUAUCUUAUGCGCUGUUUAUGAGAAUCGGUAAACCUAUUAAGCAAUCAUUAAAGUGCUUGAACUCCAUAGGCUAUGCUGAAAUAUUAAAGAACAUGAACAUGAUGUUGUCAGGGCAUAGCAUUGAUUUCUUGCAUGUACAUGCAUAUAUGUACCUAGGCACCUAAUGUACCUAGGUACGGAAUACACUCAGGUCCCGGCCCCACUUAGCUCCCACGUUCCACUACGGUGGGACAACUAUUUUUUCCCUUUAUCUU